Molecule: messenger RNA, 2283 nt
Organism: Ochlerotatus camptorhynchus
Lineage: Eukaryota; Metazoa; Arthropoda; Insecta; Diptera; Culicidae
Exons: 2
Coding region: 1-2283 (760 amino acids)
Biological process (GO): DNA integration
Molecular function (GO): nucleic acid binding
Source: RefSeq, a predicted model, not a curated record
AUGAUCAUGCAGAGGAUUUGGAGAUCCGGUCUCCCGUGGGAUACCCCGUUGGAAGGAGAACUUCUACAAUCCUGGAAACAAUUCCGUGAAGCCCUACUCUUGGUAAGCGAAAUCAAGAUUCCUCGAUGCACCAUUUCUUCUGAUGCCACCACCAUCGAAAUCCAUGGCUUCUCCGACGCCUCGGCGGCUGCUUACGGAGUGGUCAUUUAUAUUCGCUGUAUCCUACCGAAUGGUAAGACUCGACUCAACAUGCUGUGCAGCAAAUCCAAGGUCACUCCGAUAGCUGAAUUGAGCAUUCCACGCAAAGAAUUACUCGGUGCCCGACUACUUGCCCGGCUACUCGUAAAAGUGCUGGACUCCCUUCAACUAGAUGUAUCGCAAGUUGUUCUGUGGUGCGACACAGAGAUUUUGAAGAGCACCGAAGGCUACACGUGGAAGUACAUCAAAUCGAAACAAAACCCAGCAGAUUUAGUAUCCAGAGGUCAAUUUCCACACGCCCUGAGCACCAAUGAACUUUGGUGGAAUGGGCCGACAUUUCUAAGUACCGCGCAGUACCAGUCGGAACUUCCCGAUGACAUCGCUGAUGAAGAUCUUCCGGAGUUGAAAAAGGUAAAUGUAACCGCCAUUCCAGUCGUUAACGAGGAGAAGAUGGAAGUAUUUUCUAGGUUCAGCUCGUUUAGAAAGCUUCAACGGGUAGUCGCGUUGGUCCAGCGAUUUAACCGUAACUGUCGACUGAAAUCUAGCAACGAACGAGUCCUCCAACGUCAUCCUACAAUCCAAGAACUACGCUCGGCUUUACCGCUGAUUGUAAGGGUCAUUCAGCUUGAAGCUCUGGGUGACGAGAUUCAUCGUGUGACAUCCAACGAACCGUGUAAGAAAAUUGCUGCUCUGAAUCCGAUUUACAACAAUGGAGUGCUGCGCGUUGGAGGAAGGCUUCAACAUUUCCUGCUACCUUUUGAAACCAAGCAUCCACUAUUACUUCCUAAACAUCCGAUCACCGAUCAAAUCAUCCGUACAUACCACGAAGAGAACCUGCAUGUUGGUCCAACUGCCCUAUUGGCCGCUCUCCGAUCACGUUUUUGGUUGCUGGAUGGAAGGUCGUCCGUCAGGAAGAUUACCAGAAGCUGCAUCACAUGUUUCCGGUCGAAGCCUAAACGUUCUAUUCAACUGAUGGGAAAUCUGCCGCCCUGCCGAGUAACACCCGCUGAACCGUUUUUGAAAACUGGCAUUGACUAUGCCGGACCAGUAUUUGUGAAGGAAGGUCAUCACAAACCGAAAAUUGUCAAGGCCUACAUCGCGGUGUUUAUCUGCAUGUCAACGAAAGCUGUCCAUUUGGAAUUAGUUUCCGACAUCUCUACCGCCGCGUUCCUAGCUGCACUUCAGCGCUUCGUCAGCCGACGGGGCAUUUGCCGAGAGGUCUUUUCAGAUAAUGGCUCCAACUUCAAGGGAGCCAAAUCCGAAUUACAUGAUCUAUAUCUCCUAUUUCGCAGCCGCAAUGCCGUUGACGAGAUAGCAUCCUUCUGCCAGCCAAAAGAGAUCUCCUGGAAAUUUAUCCCACCGGAAGCUCCCAACUUUGGCGGCCUCUGGGAGAGCGCAGUGAAGACCGCUAAGUAUCACCUGAAGAGAACUCUAAAAAAUGCCAAAUUGACUUUUGAAGAGUAUGCUACAGUCCUUAGCCAAGUGGAGGCUAUAAUGAAUUCCCGGCCUCUCUGCUCAACAUCAGAUCCAGACGACGAAAUUUUGACACCGGGCCAUUUUUUGAUUGGCCGUCCUCUGAUAGCCACGCCGGAGCCUAGCUACAAUGAGAUACCAACCAAUCGCCUGUCAAGAUGGCAGUAUCUACAGUAUCUCCGUGAGCAGUUCUGGAGACAAUGGAGCCGGGACUACUUGUUGAACCUGCAACUGAGGGGGAAAAACCGCCAAAGACAACCAAACAUUCGCCCUGGUAUAAUCGUGCUGCUUGAGCAGAAGGAUAUCCCACCGCAAUGUUGGAAGAUGGGAAAGGUCGUCCAGAUUUACCCAGAUUCCGACAAUUUGGUGCGAGCGGUAGACAUCAACGUCGAAGGUUGCAUCUAUAGACGAGCGGUAUCCAAAUUAUCCGUCCUUCCGAUUGCUGACAAUGACGACCAAAACAUCGAUUCAGUGAAUUCUUCGCAGCCUGGGGGGAAUAUGUUCGCGACCGAACCGUUCGCUCCGGAAAGACUGCCAAAUGAAAUCGAACGACGCACACCAACAGAAGCAGCGGCAGCAGCAGAGAUGCCAGAUCUACGGAAAUCUCCGUAG